AUGUCUCCUCCAGAGCGCACGGAGCGGAAUGACACCCGUGCCAACCGCGGGUACUGGUGCCAUCUGCCGCUGACGUCUCGUGGCAGCUCAGACCACGUGUUCUGCGUCCCACGGGAGCUCCACGGCGCCGUGCAGCCGUCAUCUGGCAGCUCCGGUAAUGGGCACCGCGAGGCCCGGCGUUUACAGUCAGAAACACGAAGAGGAGAGAGAUAA
Molecule: messenger RNA, 213 nt
Organism: Knipowitschia caucasica
Lineage: Eukaryota; Metazoa; Chordata; Actinopteri; Gobiiformes; Gobiidae
Source: the annotation of a GenBank genome assembly